AUGAGUGGGGCGUUCGUUUUUAACGGCAAGAGUCGUUCCUCACAUCUCUCGCUAUCACGUGAUCAUCAGCCAUCAAGAGAGGCAAUUCUCUUGGAAGCACGAAAAAAACGAGAACGAAGAGAAAAAGAUCGACAGGUGCAACAGGCCGCAUUAUGUAUUCAGCGGAAUGUACGUUUGUGGAUAAGCCGUAGAAUAUUGGCUGAUCUCUCCGAGGCUUUGUUUAAACGAAUUAAGGAAAGACCACAAGAAGCAGAAAGUAAAUCUUUGGAACAACUUUCAUGGGAUUACACAUUUCUACAUCGUGGGAUGCGAGGAAAGAAGAAGAAGGGAGCUAUUUCCCAACGAGAACAGGCACAAAUUAUUUUUCAACGUCUUCUUUCCAGUAUUCAUGCAGGUACUAUACAUGAUGAAUUAAUGAAAUCACGUUCUACUCUUAUUUUAUUACUGACGUUAGUAUUGGAUGAGUAUGUUAAACCUUCUUUAGAUUUGGAGAAGAAUGAUAUAGUAGAAUGGCAGAGUUAUCACUUAACAUUGCUUAGUGCACUGUCUGAUGUUGCUGGUUCCGUAACGGAUAGGGGCAAUAUAAUGAUACAGAUACUUUCUUUUUUCGUUCAACAUGGUACAACAGGAACUGAACAAAUUCUACCACUUUUGCAGAAUCUAUUUGGAUUACUUUCUGCAAGUGAAGUAAAAAGUAUAAUAAAAACUGUAAAAGGUCAAGAGAUGUUAUUAAGAGCCAUUCGUUCUUCUGUUCAUGAUAAACCAUAUUCAUUACCAACUGCAUAUGCAUUAGAUGUUUUAUUGGGUUCAUCAAGUGAAGAGAAUAGCAGUAUACUACGUGGAGAGGCUAAUCAGGCAUUAGUUGAGAUUAUUGUAGAGGUGGCAUCAGAGAAGUUGUCCACUGAUCUAUACACUCAACCAAUGGCUCCUCUUGGAAAGUUGGUUCGACUUAUACCUUUUUUUCUGGAUACACAGACAUCCAUUUCAGUAGGAAAGGAAGUGUGGAAGAAAUGGACGAAAUGUCUUUCGCAGUUAACUCUUAUGGCAAGUAGAGAAGGAGAAUUAUUACGAGCCGCAUUACAGGAUUUUCGUCAUUUACAAAAUAAUGAGAUAGCACAUCAUGGAAGGUAUGAACAUAUCACAACAUACUUAUUUAGUACUGAAUAUGGAUUACGUUUGCUGGAAGAGACUUCAGCAUUAGCAUUAUCAUUAUCAUCAACAACAACAACAACAACAACAAGAGCAGAAGGAGGAGAAGGAGGAACAGGAACUGUAGGAUUAUCCACAAGCAAUGAAAAUGAAGAAGAAAAAGGAUCUUCUGAAUAUCAAGAAGAGAAAUAUGUAAAUCUUGAUGUUAUAUGUAGUAUUUUUGCCUGGCCUCUUUAUGCCUUUACAUACUCCUCACCAGAGCAACGAAUUGAAGCGACGACGAUUAUUUCAAAACUGGUUCAUUUACCAGGUCUACUUCAAUCUCUCUGGCGAAUGUAUCAAUGUUGUCAUGGUAGUACCUUUGGGGGAUUAACAGAGAUGAAGAAGGAGGCACUUAUACACGAGGCCAUGACGGGUGUACCCGUACAUCUUCCUCCUCCUGAAGAAGCACCAGCAGAACUUCUUAGAAUGGCAUCUUAUAAAAAUCCAGUGCGAAAUCUUUUUUGGGAUCCAUAUCCAGCUAUAUCUACUUUACUUUUUGGUAUGUUAAGUUAUUUUGUAGAUGCCACAGACUUCUUGGAGGGACUUGAUAGAAAAACAGUGAUGGAUCAUAAUGAUGCCAUUAUACUUGUGUUAGCAUUAAAAGGAAUUGUCCAUCGUUCCCAUUUUCAUGGUGUUCUUUCUCUUGGAAAUAGUGAAGCCGUUGCAGAGGCGGCCCUUUCUCUCUUAUCAAAACUACACGUUAUUAAUGAAGCACAAUCCUUUGUAGCCUAUCCAUCUGUAUGGAUUACAAUAACGAAUCCUGUUAUUCUUCAAACGUUUGAUACUAUCACACGAGAGGUGUGGAUGUCAUUUGUUUUAUCAGAAAGAACACAUGGGGGAUCAUCUCCUACAGCAUCCCAUACAGAUGAUAGGAUUAUAAGAUAUGCUGAUAAUGAUCCAAAUGAUGGAUAUCAGAAUGAUGAGGAUGAUAAAAAUAAUAAUAAUAAUAAUAAUAAUAAUAAUAAUAUUAGUAGUAGUAGUACUGGUAGUAAAACUAUGAAUCAACUGGAAAAAGGAAAUUGUCCUUUUAUCCGUCUUCCUCAAUGGAGUGGAAGUAGUAUGUGGUCUCGUCAAGAACGAUGUAUACGACUUUUGCAAAAUGUUCCUUUUACUGUUCCAUUUGAUGUGCGUGCUUCUGUAUUUACUUCUUUUUUGCUUAGUCAUGAGGGUCGUUACUUCUCUAGUUCCUUUCGACCUUUUCUUGUACGUCGUGGAUAUGUCUUUCCGGAUGCUUUUGAUCAUUUUUGUGAUAAUCCUAACAGUCCUGAAAUGUUUAAUGUUCGAUUUCGGGAUACAAAUAAUAUGUUGGAGGAAGGCUACGGUGAGGGUGUUUACCGUGAGUUUCUUGUGAGUCUCUGCAAUGAAGGCUUUGCAGCGGAGUAUGGUCUCUUUCGACUCACCGAUGAUGGUUAUGUCUAUCCCAAUCCAUUUAGUUAUGAAGUGACUGGGGAUGCAAAACAUUUACGACGAAUUGAAUUUCUUGGAGCCAUGAUGGGCCGAGCAUUACGUGAUGGUGUUCUGCAGGAUGUUCCCUUUGCCUUACACUUUCGUAAUUCCAUAUUAGGUCGUAGUAACUCUAUUAAUAAUCUAAAGAGUUUUGAUAAACAAAUGUACCGUAAUCUUGUUUCUCUUCUUUCUCUAAGUGAAGAGGAAAUUGAGAGUCUUUCCCUAAACUUUACGUACAAUGUGGAUAUCUUGGGUGAAACUCGUGAGGUGGAACUAUUACGUGGUGGGCGGGAUAUUCCCGUAACGAAACGCAAUUGUCUUAAUUACAUUCAUCUCAUGGCAGACUUUAAAUUAAAUCGCGAGUCUGCACGACAGACAAAGGCCUUUCAGAAUGGACUAGAACGUAUUGUCGAUCAGAGUUGGCUGCGAUUGUUUGAUAGUAAAGAAAUCAUGAAACUCUUCGGCGGGGAUGCAGAGAGUGCCAUUAACGUUGCCGAUUGGAAAAGACACACACAGUAUCAUGAUGCCAAAGACGUUGAGAGUAAACCCGUAAAAUUAUUUUGGAAAGUCGUCGAGUCCAUGUCAUCUGAGCAGCGGAAGAAAUUACUGAAGUUCUGCACAUCCAUGAACCGCCCGCCGCUGUUGGGAUUUCAGUUUCUCAAUCCACCCUUUAAAAUUCACGUUGUGUGGGAUGCACCGGAGCAGCGACUCCCAUCCGCCUCCACGUGCUUCUCAACACUGAAGUUACCACCCUAUAAUGAUAUGGAAACCGCAUGGAAAAAGAUUACAGAAGCAAUUGAAGAGACAGAGGACUUUGGACUCACUUGA
This is a messenger RNA of Trypanosoma theileri, 3465 nucleotides long. Its product is annotated as putative ubiquitin-protein ligase. The transcript has a single exon. The record is from RefSeq and is a predicted model, not a curated record. Lineage: Eukaryota; Euglenozoa; Kinetoplastea; Trypanosomatida; Trypanosomatidae. The coding region runs from base 1 to 3465 and encodes 1154 amino acids. Gene Ontology annotation, biological process: ubiquitin-dependent protein catabolic process; protein polyubiquitination. Gene Ontology annotation, molecular function: ubiquitin protein ligase activity.